This is a messenger RNA of Rotaria socialis, 1434 nucleotides long. The record is from the annotation of a GenBank genome assembly. NCBI's taxonomy places the organism in Eukaryota, Metazoa, Rotifera, Eurotatoria, Philodinida, Philodinidae.
AUGGGUGCCGAACAUUCACGGCGGCAUCAUCAAGCCGAAACAGUACCAGACAAUUUUUCAUCAUCAUUACAGAAUUCCGAUCUCACACAACGUAAAAAACAUCAACGAAUGGAUCGAUUAAGGCGAACGUUAAGUUUUCGUAGUAGAAGAAAAGAAAAUUUAUCGAAUAAUAAUAACUCGAACACAUUACCGAAUAAAAAUGACAAAUCUCUUAAUUCAACGAAUGAAAACAAGCCAUCACAGUGGCAAGAUGAUGAAAAAGCUGUGCGUAUGGAUACUUGUAGCUUUAAUGUUAAAUAUCUUGGUAGCGUUGAAGUACAAGAAUCUCGAGGAAUGUACGUAUGUGAACAAGCUAUUCAAGCUUUAUUGAAUCAAAAAGUUAAACACAUAAAAGCAGUGUUACACAUAUCAUGUGAUGCUCUUCGUGUUGUUGAUCAAACAAAUAAGAAGGGUCUUAUUGUUGAUCAAACGAUUGAAAAAGUAUCAUUUUGUGCACCAGAUCAUCGCCAUGAAAAAGGUUUCGCUUAUAUCUGUCGAGAUGGUACUACACGUCGAUGGCUUUGCCAUUGUUUUCUCGCAACUAAAGAGACAGGCGAACGUUUAAGUCAUGCUGUUGGUUGUGCGUUUCAAGUAUGUCUUGAACGAAAACAAAAACGUGAUAGUGAAUGUAAUGUUACUGUUGAAUAUACACAAAAUGGUACAUCAUUUACAAAAUUUGGUUCAUUUCGUACAACAUCAAUUGCUGAACGUAUUAUUGAUCCUCAAAGUGCUAUUGUUGUUGAGCCAAUUCCAUAUACAUCAACGAUUAUAUCAUCUAAUCAGAAAAAUAAUGCUAUUGAACGACCUCGACCAAAAGGACAUAGUUCUGAUGCAUUCAUUCGUAGUGCUUCAAUGCGAUUAGAUAAUCCAAAUCAAGCCGUAAUCAACUCAUUUAAACGACAAAAUUCAUUGAGACCUAGUGAUUUACCAUCAAUACAAGAAUCAAAAUAUAAAGAUUCAAUACCAACUACAAUUCCAGAAGAAGUUGAAUCGGCAUCAUCGAUCAAUGAACUAUCAAAAUUAUCACUGUACGAUUCAACCAAUACUUUUACUCAUAAUCAUUUUCCCCUUCCAAUAACAAAAUCUUCGAUCAUUCCAUUAUCAUCCAGUGUUAAAAAUGAAAAUAUAUCGUCAAAUAUUUGGCCAACAAAUCCACUAUCAAUCAUUCCAGAACAAUCUCGACAAGCGAACACAACAACAACGUCAAUAAAUGAUGCAUUUGAUUCAAAUUUAUCGGCACUUGUUCAAAGUAACCAUCCAAUAAAUCCAUUUUCGCCAUAUGGCUACUCUGUAGCAGCUCAAGCUCAAUCAUCAAAUGGAAAUCGUCAACAACUACCUAUAUUCACACCGAAACGAGGUUCAAAUCCAUUCGAUGAUGAUCUUAUACGGCGAUAA